CGUAAAUCCAUUGCCAAAGGAGGCUUAAAAGCGUAAGCCAAUUAUACGUCCUAAUGUGCUUUGGUAACGAGUGGCCAGAGCGUGUAAUUGGAGCCUGAGAGCAGCGUGGGCACCGCUUGCCAUGGGCACAGGGAGGCAUGGGGGGGACAGACCUGGGCCAGGGGUCCCAGCUGCUGGGACCUCGGGAGAUCCACCAAGGGCAGGAGGAAAACCCAGCACAGGUUUUUGUGGCAAAGGGCCAGGAAUUGGCAGCCGUGCCCUCAGCUCCCGGCGGUUUCUCUGGGGAAGAGCCGCGGGCCAAGGCUUUCUCCUCCUGUUUCGGCGCGAUGAAGCUCUUGUUCAGGUUGUCACCAAUUACAGGCUCUUCAGGGCUGGGAAUGCCAGCACCGGGCGGCUUCACUGCCUGCUUCGAGCCCUCCCCACAAAGCAGUGGUGGUCCUGGGUGGGUCCUGGGUGGGUCCUGGGCAGUCCCCGGCAGCCAGAGCCACAGCAGCCUGAGGGUGAUGCCGGCUUUGGCUGGAGCAGGCAAGAAAAUCCCGUGGGAGGUGCAGGAAAGCGAAGGGUUCCUGGGCUGGGCUGCAGCCACCAGCCAGUUUCGCUUUAGGCUCCAGACGGCACCCACAGCCGCUGUCUGCCUCCCACUCCUCAAGCCCCGGCAGCUCGUGCGGGUUGCUGGAGCUUUGGGCCGCCGGCUCUCCACCACAAGGGUUAGCUCAGGACUUCUCUCGCCAGCCCAGACAGGGGCUGCGGGGAAAAAGCUGCUCUGCAAGAAGGCAGAGAUGACCUUCUUCUUCUCGGACAGGGUGGUGCUGCUGUUUGACUUCUGGAGCGUGCACACCCCCACAGGGCUGGCGCUCUCGGUGCUGGUGGUCGCGCUGCUGUCGGUGCUCUACGAGGUGGUCAAGAUGGGCAAGGCCAGGGUGCUGCAGCGGGCGCUGCUGGCCGUGCCCCCCAGCCUCAGCCACGAGGCGCUGCUGGAGCUCGACGAGGGGGACGGUGACCACAGGGCCACGCAGGGCAGGUGGUUCCAGUUCCAUGUGGCCCAGUCGCUGCUGCACGUGGUGCAGGUGGUGCUGGGCUACGCGCUGAUGCUGGCCGUCAUGUCCUACAACGCCUGGGUCUUCCUCGGCGUGCUCGUGGGCUCCACCGUUGGCUACUUCGUGGUGUACCCGCUGCUCAGGGUGGACUAGGCAUGGGGAUCCCCCCCCCCCCCCACGGGACACCCCCCACUGGGGUGU
Messenger RNA from Oxyura jamaicensis (ruddy duck), 1238 nucleotides. RefSeq names its product solute carrier family 31 member 2 (gene SLC31A2). The coding region runs from base 138 to 1190 and encodes 350 amino acids. NCBI's taxonomy places the organism in Eukaryota, Metazoa, Chordata, Aves, Anseriformes, Anatidae. The record is from RefSeq and is a predicted model, not a curated record. Gene Ontology annotation, molecular function: copper ion transmembrane transporter activity. Gene Ontology annotation, biological process: copper ion transmembrane transport. The transcript is spliced from 4 exons. Gene Ontology annotation, cellular component: membrane.